ACUGUGACCUAUGGGGAGUGUGGGGAGUGAGUAGGUAUGUAAUCUGUUAUAAAUAUCACAUAAGCUAAGUGUCUGAGGUUUCGGAGUGAGGAGGGCACAUCCUAGUACCCCACAGCUCCUGAAUUACCUCGUUACAUUUUCUUUAGCUGGAGUGCAACCUGUUAGGUUACUAAGCAGUUCCUCACAUAAUUUGUUGACUAAGUACUUCCAGCAAAACCAUUGUUUCAUAAAAGUGUGCGGGUAAACUGACUGUCCUGAUUUGAUUUGCCUGCGUUCUAACUAUCUUUAGAUGCGAAAGGACAAAUCAGGUACAAGGUGUUUUGGAUGAGAUGCGCACGGGAAGUGUUUCUACAGAAACAGUUUUCUGGCGAGGUGGGAAGGCAACCCUGGGUUAUUAGAAGUAGAAGCAAGAGACUUAAAGAGCUGGGAAGGAGGGAGUAGAAGUAGAAGCAAGAGACUUAAAGAGCUGGGAAGGAGGGAGGCAGUUGUCCUGGAAGAACGCGUACAGAGAAGCAGCGAGUUCUGAGAGCCAGUAGGCGAAGUGUCCCUGUCGGGGCAGAGGGAAAGGACACCCAGGGACUGUGGCUGGUCACCCUGCUCGGGAUUUCUGCAGCAGCCGUCCCAGAAGGACAAGAGAGAGGUCCUGCGCAGGAGGGCUGGACGGCUUGGGCGCGCUAGCAGCCGGAUUCAGACAGGGUUAAGACCAUCACCUGCAGUUGAAGUGCGACCCAGAUGGGAAGUAGGAAGUGCCGCGCCUGAGCUUCCUGUAUAAAUAACCGCGCGGCUCCCGGCGCUGCUGCUGGCGUGCUGAGCCCCACGCUCUGCAAGGUUCCCGGGCAUCGCAGCUGCGCCCCGAGGCAGGAGGCGGCUGUAGGUACUCCUCCUCCUCCAGCCCAAUAGGUCUGGGAGCCCGAGCCCUGUUGCAGUCCUGCAGAGUGCAGAGCUGUCAGCCGCGGAGCUCGGAGGAAGAGGGAGAGAAUGCAACAGCUCCUCGUCCCCAGCGUGCGAGCAGCCCCGGCUGGCGGUGCGCGCGAGGGAGGCUGCUGAGAAGCCCGGCGGCCGGGAGGAACGUAGCUCUCCCUCCAGGGACUGAGGAGACUGAAGGACACUGAAGACAGGCUGAUGGGCUCAGUUGGUAGGCUCCACUAUCUCACCAUGACUGCCGCCGAAAAUCCCACGCCUGGAGACCUGGCUCUGGCCCCCCUCGUCACUUGCAAACUCUGCCUGUGUGAACAGUCUCUGGACAAGAUGACCACGCUCCAGGAAUGCCGGUGCAUCUUUUGCACAGCUUGCCUGAAACAGUACAUGCAGCUGGCAAUCCGAGAAGGAUGUGGGUCUCCCAUCACUUGCCCUGACAUGGUGUGCCUAAACCACGGGACCCUGCAGGAAGCUGAGAUUGCCUGUUUGGUACCUGUGGAUCAGUUUCAGCUUUAUCAGCGGUUAAAAUUUGAACGAGAAGUUCACCUGGACCCCUACAGAACGUGGUGUCCCGUCGCAGACUGUCAGACAGUGUGCCCCGUGGCAUCAAGUGAGCCAGGACAGCCUGUGCUGGUGGAGUGCCCUUCCUGCCACCUGAAGUUCUGCUCGUGUUGCAAGGAUGCUUGGCAUGCAGAGGUCUCCUGCAGAGACAAUCAGCCCAGCGUCCUGCCAACAGAGCACGGGACCCUCUUUGGGACGGAGGCAGAAGCCCCCAUUAAGCAAUGCCCAGUAUGCCGGGUUUAUAUUGAACGCAACGAAGGCUGUGCUCAGAUGAUGUGUAAGAACUGCAAGCACACGUUUUGCUGGUACUGCCUCCAGAACCUGGACAAUGACAUUUUCCUCAGACAUUAUGACAAAGGACCAUGUAGGAAUAAGCUCGGCCACUCGAGAGCCUCCGUGAUGUGGAACCGAACACAGGUGGUCGGGAUUCUCGUGGGGUUGGGCAUCAUUGCCUUGGUGACGUCACCCUUGCUGCUCCUGGCUUCCCCGUGUAUAAUCUGUUGUGUCUGCAAGUCCUGCCGGGGCAAGAAGAAAAAGCAUGACCCACCCACAACCUAGAGAUCUCCUUUCGUGUCCAUGUGCCACAGACAUCUGGGUUGUACGAGACAGAGCAGUGAUAAAGCCCCACUUAAGUGAACUCGCCUCCUUCUCCUCGCCAGACUUUGGAAGUGCCUCUGUGUCCAGACUUUGAACGUACCUGCCCACCUUCGGCAUCCAAAAAGGCCAAGCGCUGGUGCCUGUGUUCCUGUGUAAAGAGAACCGCGUUCGACAGUCCAGGCUGUGUCUUCGAAGCGUGUUGGGAAGCUUUGGGGUUGACAGGGAGGAGGUCACAUCAUACUGUCAUCUGAAGGAGCCCACUGGACUGUUCAACUUCCAGCCACAUCCAAGGAGCCUGAAUGAACACUCGAUAUAAUAAAUGUGCUGCCGGUUAUGACAACACACAUGCCAACUGAGAAGCCAGAGUCUACUCUGUGUUGAUUUGACCACCAUGAGAAGCAGGAGGGAAACCUCCCAUAGGAGGGGAAUAAUGAGGCUGUUUAAGGGGAAAUUCUUAUAAGCAUUGUAAUUCUUAGAAGAAUUAUAAGAGGGCUGCUUAUCUUAGGAGUUGAUAGGGGGGUUCUGCCGCUGCCCGUCACUGGGUGUGCUGAUUCCCCCAGUGACUUGGCAGAAACACAAUAGGUUUCUUUUGUGUGAUCUCAGCUUCAAGCAGGAGAAACUGCUGUGCGGAGGGAGUUGUCCCUUCCCAGAAAAAAGGGCUGCAGCAGGUAAAAUAAUCUGGUCUAAUUUAGUAUCUCUCCCCUGGGUGAUAAACUUUUCUUACAGCCAGGAGCUGUGGUCUCCAGGAUUAUUUUAUAUGAAGUAUGGGUAAAGUGGCAGAGAUUCAAAAUCAUUGUCGUAGGUCUCGGGGACCUUUCUCGAGCUCUCUGUUCAUGCUCCCAACAGAUGUAGAACUGGAUCUACAAGUACACACUGGACCUACAAGUCCAAGAGUGUAUAUUAAAGUCCAUAGGUGUAUCUAGAAUCCGUAUAACUUGCUGCCUACCUAGAGUUUCUAUUCAUUGGGCAUGAAUGGAUAUACCCAAUAGUACACAUAAAACAAACAUCUACUUAAAAGCCAUUCUGUCUUCUGGGACUAAUAUGGUUUAUUAAUAAAUCAACCUAAAUACUUUUUGCAUACUGUAUAUGUAAAUUUUGGUUACAAGUUCAUAAGUUACCCAAAGGUUUUGACUUGUAAACAUAACUCUUUUAAAACAGCACUUAGUACAAUGUGCCAUCCCAGUUUGUAAAAACACUAAUUGGUAAUCGAGUUAUGUCCUUUCAAACAUGAUUCAGAACAGCUCUCUUCCCAGCAAAGUUUUACUUUCUUUCAGUAUCUGUGAGGGCAGUUGGAGUACUUUUUAUAUGUACGGGGCACUGGUAAAACGACACAAGAUAUCUGAGAAACAAAAUGUAAAUGCUUUAUAUAUCUUAAGUGGUUUGGGUUUGUAUCACCUCACAUGGCUUAUUUUUCCCAUUAUACCAUCAGUCAGAUUUUGAGUAAACGAGUUUUCAAAAGACAAUAACUUUUACUAUAAUUGCCAUCAGCAAAGUAGCCUGGUGCUUCAUGAGAACUGUAUUAAAUGUUAGCGGAUGGCUGUCCUUGAAGCUAGGGGUACCACAUCAGGACCUGUUUCCCGAGGUAACUGGGUAACUAGACUAUUAAAUUGCUGCUAUCCUGGACCUGUUAUUAAAGAACGAUGCUUUGCCUAUGUAAUGGAUUGUAUUCUAAGUGGAGAUGUGUAUAUUUAAGGAAAUUUAAUUCACAUGUACAUAUUGAUAUCUGAUAUAUGUAUAGUACAUCUAUUGGUUGUGUACAUUUUUAUUUACAGUUUGUAUAGAUCAUAGAUGAGAACUCUGGGAAAACUUUUGAACGGCAACCAACCCCAAAAUAUUUUUAAUUAUUCAUUAGAAAUUUCUCAAUCUUAAGGGUCUUUAUUUUCCUUUGAAACUCUAAACACUUCAGGAAAAAAAAAUCAAAAUCUUCUUCCAUCACUGUAUUUUCAUAUUAGUACAAAUAUAAAUGGACAUAUAUUUGAAUAAUUUGCUUUGUCUUAACACUGCCUCAUGAUAGUACAGGGCAUUUAUAACUGCUCAGGGGAUCACAGGAACUCAAUGGAAAUUGAAUUUUUCUAUCAAGAAUGUCUGUCAUGGCAAUGCACUCCCCCAUAUCAGUGCACUCUCCAAGCUUGGUUCCACAAAGAAUCUUGAGACGGGCUGAUUUCAAGUAACCUGAAAUGCUAUGCUAUCAGAGGCAGAGCUCCUGGAUUUGGAGUAAAGGUGGAAGAAAGCAUCUGUGCUAUUUCCUUGACACAUUGAAGGAAUAUGUCUUCUGACCCAGAUACUGUAAAAGAAUUAGCUUACUUUUUUGUGGGGAGUAGGGAGUGUUUGUCAAAUAGAUUUUAAAUAACUGGAUUUAAGUUUUUAAAUGUUGAAAAGUGCCUGGAAAUUGGUGACUUCUUCCUUAAAUCGCUCAACAAUUUUGCCUAUGUGACAUUGUCGGAAUCAACAGGAACAGGUCAGUUGGUUAAAACCCAAAUAUAUCUCCAGUGCAUUCAAAGGGCGAGAUCCAAGCCAGUCUAGAGAUUGUGUUUAUAAUGGGGAAAGCUGACAACUUUGAUAACAGAGACUGAUGUUUUCAUUUUGUAUGAUUGGCCAGAGAAAGGGUUUAACCUUGGCCGCCUUCCUCUGUUUGUCAGCUUGAUCCUUUCCUAGUGAUUCUCUGUCUGUACUAGGUAGAAAUGUGGGUCUAUGUAAUAAUAUUUGGAUGCUGUGGCAAAACUCUUUUUGUGUUUGAAGCGGUAUAUAGUCCAUUUGAAACAGAAACUAAACAAAUCCUUGGCCACAAUGUAAUCUGGAUGUAGUAACUCACCAUCCAGAAAAGCUAUAUGCAAUGCCAUAACAUCUAGCUGUUGCCCCUUCUAGAAAUGUCUCUAUGGUUAUUAGGUAGGGAGGUGAAGAGGAAACCCAAAUGGAAGCAAAUUUUAGAAUCUUAGGCAUCCUAUUUGUUCACAUCAUGGAUGUUUGCUCUGGACUUGAAAUCUCUAGUUUGAAAGAGGCCUUUGAAAAACAAACAAUUCACAGUGUGAAUUUUCUUGUUGCCUUCAUCAGAAAAAUCUUCCCUGUUCAGGUUCGAAAAUCUUCAUGGUUAUUUGAAUGUAAAUCACCGUUUCUUGGAACCCCAGUUGUCUCUUAAAAAUUAUACAGAAUCUAAAUAUGUAUUACUUUAGCUUUCCCUGCGCAGUGCUUCUAAAAGACUCUGUUCAUGAUGGAUGCCUUUAUGUUUCUUAAAAUAUGUGUGUAUGUGUAGCUUUAAAGACAAUUUCAGAAUGCCUUAGAUGAAUGACAUUUUAUGUAGCUGUUACAGUUGAUAUCUAUAGGCUAUUACAUCUCUGUUGAUUCAUGAUCCAGAAAGUUUUGUUAUGUAUUUAAGAAGUUGCUGUUGUAUUAUAUUUUUUCAAGUAUUUGAAAGGAAAAUGGCGGUUUUAGUCUCUCUGGCCCCAAUAAAUGUGGAGCAGGAAA
Hippopotamus amphibius kiboko is the source of this 5538-nucleotide messenger RNA. It is a transcript of the gene RNF144B, whose product is annotated as ring finger protein 144B. The transcript is spliced from 8 exons. Bases 1123 to 2037 code for a protein of 304 amino acids. Gene Ontology annotation, molecular function: ubiquitin conjugating enzyme binding; zinc ion binding; ubiquitin protein ligase activity. The record is from RefSeq and is a predicted model, not a curated record. Gene Ontology annotation, cellular component: ubiquitin ligase complex; mitochondrial membrane; cytoplasm. Gene Ontology annotation, biological process: ubiquitin-dependent protein catabolic process; positive regulation of proteasomal ubiquitin-dependent protein catabolic process; protein polyubiquitination. NCBI's taxonomy places the organism in Eukaryota, Metazoa, Chordata, Mammalia, Artiodactyla, Hippopotamidae.